This is a messenger RNA of Bactrocera dorsalis (oriental fruit fly), 2148 nucleotides long. RefSeq names its product rho guanine nucleotide exchange factor 25-like. Bases 1088 to 2122 code for a protein of 344 amino acids. Gene Ontology annotation, molecular function: guanyl-nucleotide exchange factor activity. Gene Ontology annotation, cellular component: cytoplasm. The record is from RefSeq and is a predicted model, not a curated record. Gene Ontology annotation, biological process: axon guidance. Lineage: Eukaryota; Metazoa; Arthropoda; Insecta; Diptera; Tephritidae. The transcript is spliced from 8 exons.
AUGCGGAAAGUGACAGAUAUUCAGUAAAAAGUCUAAAAUUUACGAAAUGGGUCGCUAUUCACUAUUCUACAGUUCGCAGAUUGGGCAGAGGACCGUUUGACCGAGGAUGGUUAAUUUUACCGAAAAAUCAUCUUUUCGGACGAGGCUCAUUUCCACCUCGAUGGUUACGUUGACAAGCAGAGUUGUCGCACUUGGGGCACAGAAAACCCGCACGUAAUCGUCGAGAAGCCAAUGCACCCAGCACGAAUCACUGUAUGGUGCGGAUUUUGGUCUGGUGGAAUCAUCGGCCCAUUUUUCUUCGAAAAUGAAGAAGGAACCGUAACCAGAGAACAUAAAAGCUUUUAUGUUCUCUGGCUGAGCUGUAGCGAUCGGCUUGGGUGUGAGAACCACGACGCAUAUUUGUCGCAAGCGAUUCAGUUCGCAUUUGCUCUGCUGCCAGAAUGCUUUCUGUGUUCAGUAUUUAAAUACAUUUUACACACAUAACAUUGUUCAAAAAGAUAAAAUAAAUAAAAUGAAUGGGAUAAAAUUAAUGUAGGAAAAAAUAAUUUGAAAUAAAAAACAAAAAAAUUAUUUAAAAAAAAAAAAUAAAAAACAAAUUAUUUUAAUAAAAUCAAAAAAUAACUUAAAAAUAUCAAAAGCUAUUUCUUUUUAAUUUGAAAAAAAAAAAAAAAUUAUUGUGCUGCCAAAUAUUAUUUAAAAAUUAUAAAAUCAAUCUGUGUACUUUAUUUUGCGUUUUCGAAAGAGAAUUCGCACAAAAUUGUUUAUUAAUUUAGUAGUUGUUUAGUGAACAAUACAAGCUGGCAUUCGAAGAUCACGGUGUUUUGCGAAAAUCUUACCGCAAACUGCACAGUAUGUUUGGCGCAGUUAUACCAAGCGUUGGCAAAAUGAAAGACAAUUCUGCCGCAGAUUUGUCAGAAACUGAGCAAAUUGUCAAAGAGGAAACGUUUGUUUACUUCCUGUCACGCCACAGGAACAACACAAGGAGAAAACGAAAACAUUAAAACCAAAGGUAAAGAACUGCGACAAUAGCAACAAUGCUGAUGUUCGCGCCAGCAACGGUUGCAGCACAGCUAGUGAGAAAACAGGGAUGAUAGAAAUAGAGAGUGCACUUCGAUCACGUCAACGUGCAAUCGAUGAGUUAAUUGACUCCGAAAAGUCAUAUAUUGAGGCCUUGAAGAGUAUUGUUGAGGAUUACCUAGCCGAGGUGCUGGAUCCUAAAAGUGAUAUACCCAAACCCGACGAUUUGAAGGGCGGCAAAGAGCGCAUGGUUUUUGGCAACAUUGAAGCUAUCUAUGAGUGGCAUAAGAAAUCCUUUUUGGAGGCGUUAGUACGCUGCCGCAAUUCACCCGCCGAUCUGGGCCUCCUAAUCGAAGACUAUCUACACAAAUUCGAUAUGUAUAAAAUAUAUUUUCGAAACAAGCCGUUAUCGGAUCACAUUGUGACCACGCACCUGCUGUAUUUUGACAAAAUCCGACAGAAUCUAGGUAGCCUCUUGGAUCUCAACGCUUUGCUCAUAAAACCAGUGCAGCGAUUGCCGAAAUAUGUGCUGUUAUUCAAAGAGAUCGCCAAAUAUACCCGCGCCGCUGGGCGUGAAGCCGAAGUGUUUGGCGUCGAAAAAGCUAUGCACGUUAUGGAUAUGAUUUGUAAGGCUGCCAAUGAAGUGAUGGAAUUGCAUCGUUUACAAAAAUUCGGGGGUGAAAUCACUGAACAAGGAGAACUUCUAUUGCACGGCAAACUCUACUGCAUUGAGGUUGAAAAGACUAGUCGAAAUGCUUAUAUGUUGCAGAGACCGCGUGAACUUUAUGUUUUCCUAUUCAAGCAGAGCAUAAUUUUCGCGGAUAUCGAUGACAAAAAGCUACAAUACAAAAGUCCAACAUACACCUAUCGCUCGCAUAUACAGGUCAAUAAAAUGCAGUUAAGAGAAUUAGAAAACAAUCGAUUUCAGCUCAAAUCGAUAGAUCCAAAUAAACCGGGCUUGAAAAUAAUUUGCUACGCAUCCACCGUGCAGUUGACCAACGAGUGGCUGCGCAUCCUACGCAAUAUUCUGCAGUCACUGCACGAUUUCGGGCGGGCCAUAACCAAUCCAAUCGAAUAUCAACAACAGCAGCAACCACGGCACUAAAAAUCGAAAAGGAAGCAAAGAGAAAA